CCCCGUCAAACAUUAACAGCCCCUCGGCAAGGCAAGCGGCACAGCCGGCGGCAGCACCAGCCACCAUGGCAUUCAGCAGCCUCCUCACCUCCUCCCUCCGGCCCGCCCUGGCAGCUCUGCGCUGGGCAGCCCCCAGCCAGCGCCGGGGGCUCAGCACUCCCCGGGCAUCCGAGCCCUCGCUCAAUCUUGGGGGCAUCUUCCCACCCCUGGCCACCCCUUUCUCACCCACACAGGAGGUGGACUAUGCCCAGCUGGAGGGGAACCUGCGCCGCUAUGCCAGCAUCCCUUUCCGAGGGCUGGUGGUGCUGGGCUCCAACGGGGAGUAUCCAUACCUGGCACCCCGUGAGAGGGUGGAGGUGGUGAGCUGCGUGCGCCGGGCUCUGCCCAGGGACCGCUUGCUGCUGGCUGGCUCGGGCUGUGAAUCCACUCAGGCCACUAUUGAGCUGACAGUCAGCAUGGCAGAGGCGGGGGCUGAUGUGGCGCUGGUUGUGACACCCUGCUACUACCGGGGGUCCAUGACCACUGCUGCCCUGGUCCAUCACUACACAGAGGUUGGCGACGCAUCCCCCAUCCCUGUGGUGCUGUACAGUGUCCCUGCCAACACCGGCCUGGACCUGCCCACGGAGGCUGUCAUCACCUUGGCUCAGCACCCCAACAUCAUUGGGAUCAAGGACAGCGGCGGGGACAUCACCCGCAUGGGGCUGAUGGUCCACAAGACAAGGCAGGAGGAUUUCCAGGUGCUGGCAGGAUCAGCCAGCUUCCUGCUGGCAAGCUAUGCUGUGGGUGCCUCUGGGGGUGUGUGUGCCCUCGCCAAUGUUCUGGGUGACCCACUGUGUCAGCUGGAUCACCUGUGCCGCAAGGGCCAGUGGCAGGAGGCCCGUGACCUGCAGCACCGCCUCAUUGAGCCCAACAUGGCGGUCACCCGCCGCUUUGGGGUCCCGGGGCUGAAGAAGGCCAUGGAGUGGUUUGGCUACUACGGAGGUCCCUGCCGUGCACCCCUGGCCCCUCUGAGCCCUGCCCAGGUUGAAGAGCUGAGGAGCACCUUCAGUGCCAAUGGCUGGUUGUGAGGUGUUCUCCAUGUGCCCCUUCCCACACCGGGAAGGGACAGGAGUCAGAGACCCUGGGAACUGAGAACAUUCUGGGGACAGUGGGAGGUGGCCAGAAGAGGGCUGCCCAUGUUCCUCUUUCCCAUUGGACAGGGCUGCACUGGGCAAAGUGGGUAGAGGAGGGCAACCCCAGGCCACCCUGCGUCCCUGCCAGCCCCCAGGGUCCUGUUGUCUUUGCCUGCGAAGGGGUGGAUCCUUGUGCCAUGAAUAAAC
Ficedula albicollis (Collared flycatcher) is the source of this 1319-nucleotide messenger RNA. RefSeq names its product 4-hydroxy-2-oxoglutarate aldolase 1 (gene HOGA1). Gene Ontology annotation, biological process: N-acetylneuraminate catabolic process. Bases 66 to 1067 code for a protein of 333 amino acids. NCBI's taxonomy places the organism in Eukaryota, Metazoa, Chordata, Aves, Passeriformes, Muscicapidae. Gene Ontology annotation, molecular function: N-acetylneuraminate lyase activity; 4-hydroxy-tetrahydrodipicolinate synthase activity. The transcript has 7 exons. The record is from RefSeq and is a predicted model, not a curated record.